Molecule: messenger RNA, 1734 nt
Organism: Striga hermonthica
Lineage: Eukaryota; Viridiplantae; Streptophyta; Magnoliopsida; Lamiales; Orobanchaceae
Source: the annotation of a GenBank genome assembly
AUGCCCGCAAACCCGAUUGAACCCAAAUCCACCAAGACUCCCAAACGAGACGCCAUUCCCAACUGGAGGGUCCAAAUCAAGAAAACCCAGCUGGUUUCGCAAGCAUCCGCCGUCCUCCUGCAACGCCACUCCAGACUGUGGGGCCCACUUCUCAAACCCCUCAAGCUUUCCAUCAAUUUCACUCCCUCCCUCUUUCACGAGAUCCUGAACAACAUCCAGACCCAUCCGAAAAUCUGCUUCAGUUUCUUCGAAUGGGCCCAGAAAUCCCUCGGUUUCAGGCCCGACCCGGGAGCCCGGUGCCGAAUGGUCCGAAUACUGUUCGGCUCCGGGCUGUCCGAACUCGGAACCCCCAUCUUGAAUUCCGUCGUGCAAGAUUGCCCGUCGGCCAAGUUCUUGCCUUUACUGAUCCAGUCGCACAAAUCUUGCAGUAAUCUCCAGGUUGUUUCCCCUGUUUUGAACUCUGUCAUUGACUUUUACUGCAGCAAACAAAUGUAUUUGCAGAGUUUGGAGGUUUAUAAUAUGGGUAAACGGUUCGGGUUUGGGUUGAGUCUGGGUACUUGCAACGGGUUGUUGAGUUUGUUGAGCGAAAAGAAAGAGUUGAAAUUAGCCUGGUGUUUUUAUGCUUCGGUUAUUCGAAAUGGGGUUUUAGGGGAUGGAUUUACUUGGUCGAUUAUUGCGAGGAUUUUGUAUAAAGAUGGCCAAUUUGAGAGGAUUUCCAGGUUUUUGGAUGCUGGGAUGGAUGCCCCUGAGGUGUUUGAGUUACUGAUUGAUGGUUAUUGCAAAAGAGGGGAUUUUGAAGCUGCCUUUGGAUAUCUGAAUCGAUUGUGGUGUAAAGGAGUCGAACCGAGUUUUAGUACUUACAGCUCCAUCCUGGAUGGGGCAUGUAAAUGGAAAAAUAGCAAAGUGAUUGAAAUUGUAAUGUCACUUAUGGUUAAACAUCGGCAUAUCCCAGUGUUUCCAGCUUCUGAUUAUGAUAUGAUCAUCCGUAAGCUUUGUGAUUUGGGAAGAACAUUUGCAGCUGACAUUUUUUUCGAGAGGGCCCGUGAUGAAAAACUUGAACUGCAAGAUGCUACUUAUGAGUCCAUGCUUAGGGCAUUAUUGUCAGUGGAAGGUAGGAUUCACGAUGCAAUCGAGCUGUAUAACAUUGUGCGGGAAACAAAUAUUCAGUUAAGCGAGAGCUGUUAUAAUGAGCUUGUGAUCGCCUUUUGCAAAGAAAACCCAUCUGAGAAAAUCGGGAGUUUGUUAGUCGAUAUAGUAAGGCGAAGUUUCGCUUCUCCAGCCAAUGAGCUAUCGACAUAUGUCGGCAAACUGUGUGCAAAAAGUCGUUGGAUUGAAGCAGAACAACUUUUUUAUUUAGUUCUGGGUCAAGGGUGUUUGCUCGAUUCUAUCUCAUGCAGCUCGCUUGUCAAACACUAUUGCUUUAGCAGACAAAUUGAUAGAGCAAUUCUGGUGCACGAUAAGUUGAAGGAGUUCAAAGGUAAUUUGGACACGGUAACUUAUAAUAUACUUCUUGCUGCAUUGUUCAAAGAGAAGAGAAUCGAAAAAACAAUUGAAGUGUUUGAUUACAUGAGAGAAUGCAAGAAAUUGGACAGCGAUAGUUUCUCGAUCAUGAUCGGAGGUCUCUGUCGUGAGAAGGAAUUGAGAAAAGCCAUGAAGUUACACGACGAGAUGUUGGAGUCGGGUCUUAAGCCCGAUCAGAGGACGUAUAGGAGGCUAAUUUCUGGUUUUAGAUGA